AAAUGUCCCUUAGCUCUAGGCUCCUGUGAGCUCUGCUUCCCUCGUGGAGUGGCAGGCUGAUUUCAAGGGAAGGCAGAGUGGGGUGAAGGUUGUAGGGUCCUAGGGCCAUUUCUACUUCUGGUAGCAGUACCCCCCCAAGUGGACAUCCUGGCUGAAAGCAGAGGUGACUCUGAGGAGAGUCUUUAGGGAAGGCGGGGGGGUGUAUUUAGGAGUCUGUGCAGUUCUUUGCCACACCCUGUGGGUUUGCUUUGAGGCCUUGGAGUUCCUUCUCCUCCCCCUGCUGCAUUGCACCAUGGGUAUCAAAGAGGGGUUUGAGUUUUGGGGACCUAGGGUGAGCUGCUGCCUCCUAUAGACCCAGACUCUGAUUGGCAGUGGAGUCCAGGGCCUGAGCUCAGGCCUGGGAAAGACUAGGCCCCCUUUAGGUUUCAGGCCCUGAAGGACCAUCCAGACUUAGUGAGCCUGGGCCUUGGGGAGGGAGAGACCCUGAUGCCAGGACUGAGCUCUGGGCAGCGAGGUGGGAGGGAAGGUGGCCGCCUUCAGAGGUGCCUUGGACUCACAACAACACCCCCACCCCCGUGUGUGCAGCCGUGUUGCCGCCCGCUGUGCUAUGAGCAGUCAGAGCGCCGUCUCCACAAGAGUUUACAAAUGAAAAUGGAGGAAAUGUCUUUGUCUGGCCUGGAUAACAGCAAACUAGAGAUGUUCUCCCCUGGGGCCCAGGCCAUCGCUCAGGAGAUAUAUGCGGACCUGGUCGAGGAUUCUUGUUUGGGAUUCUGCUUUGAGGUACACCGGGCUGUCAAGUGUGGCUACUUCUUCCUGGACGACACGGACCCUGAUAGCAUGAAGGAUUUUGAGAUCGUGGACCAGCCGGGGUUGGACAUCUUUGGACAGGUUUUCAACCAGUGGAAGAGCAAGGAGUGUGUUUGCCCCAAUUGCAGUCGCAGCAUUGCCGCCUCCCGCUUUGCUCCCCAUCUGGAGAAGUGCCUGGGAAUGGGUCGGAACAGCAGCCGAAUCGCCAACCGCCGGAUUGCCAAUAGCAACAAUAUGAAUAAGUCUGAGAGUGACCAAGAGGAUAAUGAUGACAUCAAUGACAACGACUGGUCUUAUGGCUCGGAAAAGAAAGCCAAGAAGAGGAAAUCAGACAAGCUAUGGUAUCUCCCAUUCCAGAACCCCAAUUCCCCUCGAAGAUCCAAGUCUUUAAAACACAAAAAUGGGUUCUCUGUCUGUACCUCUGCAUCAAACACCCUUCCCCUUCUUUUUUCUUCUUCAGGGGAACUUAGCAAUUCGGAUCCUUUUAAGUAUAACAAUUCAACUGGGAUCAGCUAUGAGACCCUGGGGCCAGAGGAGCUUCGCAGCCUGCUCACCACGCAAUGUGGGGUGAUUUCUGAACACACCAAGAAGAUGUGCACAAGGUCCCUACGCUGCCCACAGCACACAGAUGAGCAGAGGCGAACCGUGCGGAUUUAUUUUCUCGGGCCCUCGGCCGUCCUUCCAGAGGUCGAGAGCUCCCUGGAUAAUGACAGCUUUGACAUGACUGACAGCCAGGCCCUGAUCAGCCGGCUUCAGUGGGAUGGCUCCUCUGACCUCUCACCCUCUGAUUCAGGCUCCUCCAAGACGAGUGAAAAUCAGGGAUGGGGUCUAGGUACCAACAGCUCUGAGUCACGGAAAACCAAGAAAAAGAAAUCCCAUCUGAGCCUGGUAGGGACUGCCUCCGGCCUAGGUUCCAACAAGAAGAAGAAGCCAAAGCCACCGGCACCCCCGACGCCCAGCAUCUAUGAUGACAUCAACUGACUUGGGUGCAAGGGAUAGCCUUUGGCUGAGCAGAGCCCUCUCUCCUGACCCCCACCCAGGUGGCAUAGCCUGGCAAAUGGACGGCUGCUGGGGGUUGGGGCUUGGGAAGCUUGGUGGGCCAGGCAGGCAGAGGAUCCGAUUAUGCGCCCCUGGGGGGUGUCAAAGUCCUCUGCAAUGGAGCACGACUCCUCAGCGUGCAGGACUCAGACCUGGACAUAUUAUGCCUUGGACAUAAGUUUGGUGGGGAGGCAGUUUUCCUAUUUAUUCUGUGAGUUACUGGAUGUCCAGCUAGGCCAGGGGCCUGACCUGGGCGCUGUGCCAGGGCACUGCCUGCCCCCCACCCCAGGAACUGGACUAAGCCCUGCUGAGGGGCAAUGUGGUGACCCGGGAGGCUGUGGGUUGGAAGCUGAGCCUGGAGGGGGCCUGCCUUGGCCGCCCUCAGCAAUGUGAAUGGGUCCGGUGCUUGGAGCUGAGGGGCAAGGCUGGGCAUGUCCUGUCUGUGUGCAGAAUCCUAUCAAAUGCCCCCAGUCCCAGGGGUAGGCAGGCACAGAGUGCUGUCUGCUGAGGUGGGCGUCCAGAACUGCCGCCACCUUCCCUGCCCCUCACAGGGGCAGCCCUUUCCCCUCAGUCCCCAUGGGCCUCCUUGGCAGCAGGAGCUGUCCUUUUGUUGUUGGGUGCCAGGAAAGGGCCUCCAGCCUCUACAGCUUCAAGGAAUGGGAAAGGGAGGGUAGGAAGAGGGAGAAGUGUCAGAAUUCCUCCCCCUGUCUCUCCUCCCUGACCCAGGGCUGGUGAGGAGUGGGGCCCCAAGGUGAGAGGGAACGGUGCUGCUUUAUUUGAAAUGUUUUCUUACCUCAUUCCCUGCCCCAGGAAGGGACCCAGCCUCACCCUCCUGGGGUGGCCCCGUGUUCCUCCUGCCCAUCCUGCCCCACUGCCCUACCGGGGCAGCCCAGGUUCCCAACUGCUGCUUCCACCCCCUUCACCUUGACCGGCUUCAGUUUCUCUCGGCGCUCCUGCCUCCAAAGCCUGCCCUGUUUCCCUUCCUUAGCGCUUUUAAGUUAUUUAUUCUGUACUUGUGGUUUGGGGCUCUGAGGAAAAUCCUAAUCUCGUGCCUCUCCCCCUUUGCUAGGAGUCGGGUGGGAAGAGAGGGUGGCCUCUGUGCUCCGGGUUGUCAGUGGAGGGGAAGGGGUGUCAUUGCCCCUCUCUGGGACUGUCAUGCCAGUGUGCCCACCUGCCUGGUCUACAUCCUGAAGAGAUGUACCGUCCCCCCUCCAUGCGGGCACCACCACUCCCAGGAGCCAAGCUGGAGGACCGCGACCUGGGCUGGGAGCAGAGCUGACUGACACGGGUGGAGGUGACCCUGAGCCAAGUUCUCUGGCACUUCCUGGACAUGUCCCCUGCCCUCAUCCCAAGAGGAGCCAUCCCACAUUUGGGUAGCUAGUACCCAGGACUGGUUGGACUGAUCGGGUUAGGGACCCUAGAGGGUUAAGGGAACAACAGAGAUGGGGCUGCAAUGCCCUGUCUGGAACUCCGCUCUCCCCCUGGGGUGGUUCUGAUUGUGGCUCAUGCCUGGUUGCAAAUUGGUUUUUAACCCACAAAUUGUGAUUAUUUUUUAAAAAGCCAAACAUUUUGGCAGGAGUUAGAAUAAAUCCUGGGGCCUGGGCUCCUCCGUUCUUGGCCCUCCGUAGCUUUCUCCCUCUGAGGGGAGGCCGGAGGGAGAGGAGGAUCUCAGCAGGCCUCCAGCCGCUUCCAGAUGCAGUCUGGGGAGUGGGCUGAAGGUGAAGGGAGGAAGGCUGUGGGCCACUCUCCCUUCUGAGAGGCAGCUGCAGCUCAGGCCCUAAUACACUCUUUGCCCUGUGGCUUCUCCCUUUUUCCCCCUUCUGGUUGGAGGAGGGAGAAGUGGGAAGUAGUUUGGGAACUGGUUUGUCCACAUAAACUUCCCCAUUGUUCCUUGGCCCGCCCUCAGGGCAGAGCCCCCUGCCCAGGCUGGGUAAGAGAUGGGCUUGGUCCAGCAGGGACUCUGAGGGAACAAACCCUUUUCCUUCUGGGGAGAGAGUGCCCCCCUACCAUGUAGUUGAACAGGGGCUAGGAGCUCCCCACUCCCCUCCCUUUAACAGCAGGCUGUGUGGGUUUCAAUUCCCAUCCUUCCCACCCCGGCUAGGUGUCGUCCGCCCUGUAUCCUAUCAUGUGUCUGAGUGUGUGUGGGGGGGUUCUGUACUAAUUUCCAUGGCCGGUGGCUUUUCCUUCCAUGCAUCACUCCCCCCCGCAUGCCCAGGGGCCACCCGCCUGGCAUUACCGCAUGCUGGGGUCAUUGGGGGAGGGGGGUGGGGCUCACGCUGUCCUGUGGUCUUGAGAUUUUUAUUUUUGCAUAUGUAAUCCAUUCUGUACAGGUAGCUAACUUUGUAAACGCUGUGUAUUCCCUCUGCCCCCAUGGCUGCUGGUGUAAAUAAACUGCAUCUCCCGUUGGUA
Macaca mulatta (Rhesus monkey) is the source of this 4254-nucleotide messenger RNA. It is a transcript of the gene ATXN7L3, whose product is annotated as ataxin 7 like 3. Gene Ontology annotation, biological process: regulation of transcription by RNA polymerase II; positive regulation of DNA-templated transcription. Lineage: Eukaryota; Metazoa; Chordata; Mammalia; Primates; Cercopithecidae. Gene Ontology annotation, molecular function: transcription coactivator activity. The record is from RefSeq and is a predicted model, not a curated record. Gene Ontology annotation, cellular component: DUBm complex; SAGA complex.